AUCAUCUGUACGCGACAGAACAAAUGAGGGAGGCUCGUGUUUAUUUGAAGAGAUAUUAAAAGAAUGUUUGCAGCUCACUGAGUCGAGUCUGACUGAAGGGCGCUGAGAUGGCCACACAGAGAGUCCUCCCGCAAAGCAAAGAAACUCUUCUGCAGAACUACAACAAGAGACUUAAAGAUGACAUCAGGUCAAUUCUAGACAAUUUUACGGAAAUAAUCAAAUCAGCAAAGGUGGAAGAAGAGACUCAGGUUUCCAGAGCGACACAAGCUGAGCAGGACCACUAUGAAAUGCACGUGCGAGCUGCCAACAUUGUACGCGCAGGAGAGUCUCUCAUGAAGCUUGUCUCAGACCUGAAGCAGUUCCUCAUCCUGAAUGACUUCCCUUCUGUCAACGAGGCCAUCAGUCUCCGCAACCAGCAGCUGCGCACGCUGCAGGAAGAGUGCGACAAGAAGCUCAUCUCCCUGCGUGAUGAGAUUGCCAUUGACCUGUAUGAGCUUGAGGAAGAGUAUUACUCCUCCAGCUGUGGACAGUGGGAUGGUGUUGAGUUGCCACUUUGUGAGGCCUUUCAUCGGCAGGACAGUUGGGGGUCCCCUGAGAUGACCUCUGACCCCUCACGUGCCAACCCAGAGGAUUCAGACAACUUGGGGUCGCAGGAGUCCAUGCAGCGUCACCUCAACAGCCACGGCAGCAGCACUAGUGAGCAGUCAUGAAAUACUGGUGGCUUCCUUCAUAGUCCAGUUAGAUUACACAGCUAAGCAAUUUACCAUCAUAAUAAGCCCCAUCUUAAACCACCAGCUGCAGACUGCAAAUCUAAACAAUUACUUGAAUUGAUAAUGUGAUUUUGUCCUGCAAAUAUGACACUGAAUUAAUGCUGAGAACUACUGUAGUUGGGUAACAUGCUACAUUGGUAUAAUGAAGUGUUUGCCUUUCUAUCUGUAUACAACUAAGUUUAAUGUCUCUGAGUGAUAUUACAACUAUGCUACA
This is a messenger RNA of Sinocyclocheilus grahami, 984 nucleotides long. It is a transcript of the gene med22, whose product is annotated as mediator complex subunit 22. The coding region runs from base 108 to 710 and encodes 200 amino acids. Lineage: Eukaryota; Metazoa; Chordata; Actinopteri; Cypriniformes; Cyprinidae. The transcript is spliced from 5 exons. Gene Ontology annotation, biological process: regulation of transcription by RNA polymerase II. The record is from RefSeq and is a predicted model, not a curated record. Gene Ontology annotation, molecular function: transcription coregulator activity. Gene Ontology annotation, cellular component: mediator complex.